Messenger RNA from Entelurus aequoreus (snake pipefish), 2742 nucleotides. RefSeq names its product mitochondrial genome maintenance exonuclease 1 (gene mgme1). The record is from RefSeq and is a predicted model, not a curated record. The coding region runs from base 160 to 1239 and encodes 359 amino acids. NCBI's taxonomy places the organism in Eukaryota, Metazoa, Chordata, Actinopteri, Syngnathiformes, Syngnathidae. Gene Ontology annotation, molecular function: single-stranded DNA exodeoxyribonuclease activity. Gene Ontology annotation, cellular component: mitochondrion. Gene Ontology annotation, biological process: mitochondrial DNA replication. The transcript is spliced from 6 exons.
GCAUGCUAGUACCCCGCAUAAUAGAAGAAGAAAGUUUCAAUGGCGCGCUGUUGGAUUACCUGAAAAUGGACAUGUUGAGACAAGUUCUGCAAUAUGAAUGCAAGGAUAUAGACCGCUCUAACAAUCGAAUAUAACACAUGGUGUAUUGACGUAGCAAAAAUGUUCAUUCUUAAUCGCGUUUCUAGCCGAGUGCUUCAGUACACCACUCUCCCUUUCGGCUUCUUGUCAGCUUGUUAUCGCUCCAGCUCCCGCAGGGGGCCGAGUCCAUACAGCUCCGUGGACAGUGAGCGGUACUCCUCUCUCGUUAAGUCUGUUACGUCUCCGAGGGUCACGGCUCGGACACCAGAGGCAAUUCAAGAAGAGGACGAGCACAUGUUCGGACCCGUCGUCAAGGCUCCGUCAAGACCAGAGACGAGGCUCCUUAAGAUAAUGCACCCGUUCUUACACAGUGAGGACACUCCAGAAACAGAUGAUCUCGAGUCAGGACCUCCAUUACGGAUUGUAUUGAAUCGGGAUCAAGGCAGGUCGUCAGUGCCAAGUGUGACGAGGAUUCUUCAGGCGACACUUUCAUCAGAGCAGCUAUUCUACCUGGAGAGAUGGAAGAGGAGGAUGGUGGCAGAGCUGGGCGAGGAAGGCUUUAAAGAAUACACUAAAAACUUGUUUAGGAAAGGAAAACUGUUCCAUUCUGCUGUGGAGGAAGUCCUGAUGUCUGGUGGAACUCUGAAAGACAAACAACAUGAACUACAUCCACCGGAGGUGUUGGGAUACCUAGAGAGCAUAUCUCACAUACUGGAAGACGUCAGUGCUGUAAGAGUGAUCGAGAGCACUGUGCAACAUGACGCUCUUAACUAUUUGGGAAUAGUGGACUGUGUGGCACGCUACAGAGGGGUUCUUUGUGUUAUUGACUGGAAGACUUCAGAGAAGCCAAAACCAUUCCUGGGCAACACAUACGACAAUCCCAUUCAAGUGGCGGCCUAUGCAGGAGCCUUGAACAAUGAUGGCAACUACAAAUACCAGGUGGAAAAUGGCCUCAUUGUUGUCGCUUACAAGGAUGGCUCACCAGCACAUGUACACAAACUGAACACUGAGCUGAUGUCGGAAUAUUGGGAAAAGUGGUUGAUUCGCCUGGAAGGGUAUAGAGAAAAGAGAUCGAGUGAAGUCUCUUCCGCUUCUUCGGAGAGAAGAUGGCAAGAGCUGCCAUGCAAGGCCCUAACCACGACCCAUCAGGAGCAAGGGUGAAGUGUCUUGCUCAAGGACACAACGGACGUGACUAGGAUGGCCGAAGCUGGGGAUCGAACCAGGAACUCUGAAAUUGCUGGCACGGCCACUUUACCAACCAAGCCACGCUGUCCCCCGUUUUGGUGUUUUUGCCUUGCCCAAGUUUUGGUCAAUUGUGACACACUAUUUGUUUCGGAAAUACUUCAGAAGUUACAUUAAGUAUUGUAUCUUAUUUAACCACUGAGUAUUAUUUCAUUCAUAUAAUAGAAUGAAAUUAUUUUUAUUUAUUUAAUUAAGGCAGUAUAUAACACAUGAGCAAAAGUAUCACGGUAAAUAUGCCAGAAUUGGCUGCAAUGGCUAAAUUUUGCUGUCCUAGGGCAGUCACCAUAGAAACAGACAUCGAAAAAAUACAUAAAAUUACAAAACAAUAUUAUGAUUCAUUGUAAAACAGGUCAAUAUAAAAAAAGCCAGAGUGCAAACUCCACAGGUAAAAAACUGGUUAGUCUUUAACCACUGUUUUUUUUAAUUUAUUUUUUAAAAUUGGUUAGUCACCGUUUCCAAUAUGAGCUAAAAUAGUGUGUUCCAGGCUUGGUUGCUCUGACAGAAAAAAACAAUUGUUUAAAUUCAGUCCUAUGUUGAUGUGUCACCCCUGGUUAAUUGACUCUAUUGCUAUUUUACGUCUGUAAAAUGUAAUGGUGGAGGAGCAAACCUAUUCAAAACCGUGGCAUAAAAUCAGUGGUCCCCAACCACAGGUACCGGUCCGUGGAUCGAUUGGUACCGGGCCGCACAAAAAAUAAAAUAAAAUAAUUAUUUUUUAAUUUUUAUUAAAUCAACAUAAAAAACACAAGAUACACUUACAAUUAGUGCACCAACCCAAAAAAACUCCCUCCCCCAUUCAUUCACACAAAAGGGUUGUUUCUUUCUGUUAUUAAUAUUUCUGGUUCCUAUAUUAUAUAUCAAUAUAGAUCAAUACAGUCUGCAGGGAUACAGUCCGUAAGCACACGUGAUUAAAAAAAAACAACUAAAAAAAAACAAAAAACAUACCCACCUCACCCCCGGUCCGUGGGACAAAUUUUCAAGCGUUGACCGGUCCGCAGUUACAAAAAGGUUGGGGACCACCGGCAUAAAUCAUCGGAAUACAUCUGAUUGUGUAGCUGUCAAUCUUUUUUUUCAUGUAGAGUUAGAGUUAGAGUUUGAGUUUAUUUUGAACAUGCAAGCAUACAACAUGAUACAUCACAAUUUCCAGUUUCUCUUUUCAACAUAUUCGAAAAGGAGUAGGAAGAAGCAGAGCUUAUUUAAUCCUACCCCUUUUCUUUACAUAACAGUUGCUGAAACUUUUUUAUUCACUUCCUGUUCUCAAUUUAUUCACAAUAAACUCCAUAGGUAAUCACAAUAAAAAUAAAUAAAUAAUAGUAAGAAUUUAAUAAUAAUAAUUGGUGAAGAAAGUCAUAUUUCAUAUGAUGAGAUAAGUAAGAUUACUUUAAGAAUGAAUGAAUGGAUGGAUGAAAUAAAUUGAAAAUGUUU